Messenger RNA from Antrostomus carolinensis (chuck-will's-widow), 555 nucleotides. RefSeq names its product transient receptor potential cation channel subfamily M member 2-like. NCBI's taxonomy places the organism in Eukaryota, Metazoa, Chordata, Aves, Caprimulgiformes, Caprimulgidae. Gene Ontology annotation, molecular function: ADP-ribose diphosphatase activity. The transcript is spliced from 6 exons. Bases 1 to 555 code for a protein of 184 amino acids. The record is from RefSeq and is a predicted model, not a curated record.
AUGCCACCAGUGGGUAAGAACCCCAUGGGCAGGACGGGGCUGCGAGGCCGUGGGAGGCUGCACUGCUUUGGGCCCAACCAUGCCCUGCACCCUGUUGUGACCCGCUGGAGGAGGAAUUUGGAUGGGUCCAUUAUAAGGAAGAGCCUGAAGAAGAUGCUGGAAGUCUUGGUAGCCCAGUACCCACUAUCCGAUGUCUGGGCUCUGCCUGGGGGGUCGCUGGAGCCGGGUGAGACACUGCCACUGAAGCUCAAGUGGAUCCUGCGCCGGGAGUUCUGGCCCCAGUUCCAGAACUUGCUGAAACAAGGCACUGAGAUACACAAGGGGUACCUCGAUGAUCCCCGCAACACGGACAACGCCUGGGUGGAGACGGUUGCCAUCAGCGUGCACUUCGACAACCAGAAUGAUGUGGAGAUGAAGCGACUGAAUUCGUUCCUUCAGGGCUGCGACCCGGAGCUGUGCAUCCGCUGGCAGGUGCUGGACAAGAGGAUCCCGCUGCACGCCAACCACAAGGAGCUUCUGCACAAGGUCUCAACCCUCCUCAGCGCCUACUACUGA